This is a messenger RNA of Symbiodinium natans, 621 nucleotides long. The record is from the annotation of a GenBank genome assembly. NCBI's taxonomy places the organism in Eukaryota, Dinophyceae, Suessiales, Symbiodiniaceae.
AUGACAAUUGUGGAGCUUGAGGGCGAGGAAUCUGCUGUGAAUGCGGAUCGAGAUGCUGCGCUGAGAGAGUUGUUUGGCCUGGAUGUCUCGGCUGACGCCUUACUGCAGCAGGAACUCCGCGCGUUGCAAGCACGGGCACCAUCUCGUGUCGUGUCUCCUUCGCCGAUGGCCGCCGGAAGCACAGGCGAUAUGCCGGCCUUGUUUUGUCCCGUGCCUGGUUGUGCCCGAGCUCAUGGCAAUGGCCCCGCUUGGGUAUCCAUUGAAGAUUUACCAUCGCUACAUGAUAUUUUCACUUCGCCAAUCUACACUAAGGAGCAUCUGCCGGCCGAACUAUGGCCUUUGCUGCGCGAAGAAUACGGUAAAUUGUUGGCUCGGGUCAAUUGCUUUGCCGAGAUGACUGCUUGGGACCCUCUCCCUACGUACGCAUUUGGGUGGGGCGGCCAAUGGGUCGGACAACGACGCGAAGAAGCAGACCCGUCGUGCUUGGUUGGAGUUGCUUAUGUUUCCGAAGACAGUCUUGCGACAGAAUCGCCGUGGUCAGCGACGGGGUCAAGCCCUCUCCUUCACCAAAUCGCUUUUGUUACGAUGGCGGUUGGGCGAACGUCGCAGUUUGUGGGAUGA